AUUAGGUUUUAUCAUAACUACGUUUUUUUUCCCUCUCUAAAAUUUGAAAAAUCUGAGAUUUAUUAAUAUUUAAUUUUGAUGGGGAACCCAGAUGAAUUAGUUUCAGCAAUUGAUAGAAUUAAAAUGCAUCUUCUGGGAGAAUUGUCUCCCCGUGAUAUCGGUAGCACAACGACGUCGUUUUUCAGUUCUGGAUCUGACUACUAUUUAUCGGAUCCUGGGUUUUCAGUUUCCGAUUAUUCCGUCGAUUAUCAGCAAAAUAAUCCAUUUUUGCCGGUUAUUGAUCUGACGACGCCGAGAUCGAAGCCGUCACUGCGGAUUGAAUUGCCGGCGGCGGUGAACAAGUUUGAGUGGAUUGACUUCCAGGAAUCCAGUCAAGCGGCAAAUCCGGUGGUGGAAGAGGAGCAACCGCAACGGCACUACAGAGGGGUUAGGCGGCGGCCGUGGGGCAAGUACGCGGCGGAGAUCCGCGACCCCGCUCGACGCGGGUCGAGAGUGUGGCUGGGGACUUUCGAAACUGCGGCGGAGGCGGCCAGGGCUUAUGAUAGAGCCGCGUUUGAGAUGCGCGGAAGCAAGGCGAUUCUCAACUUUCCGCUGGAAAUCCAGCGAGAGGAGUGCGAGCGGCGGGCGGCGGCUGAGGUCGGAGGGAAGCGGCGGAGAGACGAGGAGGAAGAAGUUGCAGAAAUUAGUAGGCCGAAAAUGGUGAAAUGUGAUAGUGAGUGGGCCCCGCUUACGCCGUCGUUUUGGCAGUUAUCUCCAUAUGGAGCUAUCCUCAGCUCCUAGUGCUAAGAACUUGCUUGUAUAUUGAAAACAAAAAAAAUAGAAAUAUCCAAGGACUAUAAAGCAAACAUUUUUUAA
This is a messenger RNA of Erythranthe guttata (spotted monkey flower), 855 nucleotides long. RefSeq names its product ethylene-responsive transcription factor 6. The record is from RefSeq and is a predicted model, not a curated record. Gene Ontology annotation, biological process: ethylene-activated signaling pathway; regulation of DNA-templated transcription. Gene Ontology annotation, molecular function: DNA-binding transcription factor activity; DNA binding. Lineage: Eukaryota; Viridiplantae; Streptophyta; Magnoliopsida; Lamiales; Phrymaceae.